GAGACCCCCGGCGCCUCGUCCCGGUGAGAGGCAAACCGGCGCCGUCGGAGGAGAGCGCUUCCCCGUGCCGGGCGGGACGCUUGCGUUUUAUUUCCCCUUUAAAGCUGUCGUUAUCGUGCUCCUGGGGGAGUCACUGAUAAAACCUCAGUUAUGGCAAGGUGCUCUGUAACAGAGCAAGAUUGGUCACCUACCUACCAGGGUUUUAUUCCUUAGUCAAAAGAGUUGUAAAUCCCAGGGCUUUUUCUACAGCAGGUUCCUCUGGCUCAGAUGAGCCUCAUGUUGCUGCUACACCUCCUGAUUUAUGUCCAAGAACUGUAUGGCCAGAUGAAGUGAUGGGUCCAUUUGGUCCUCAGGACCAGAGGUUCCAGUUGCCUGGUAAUAUUGGUUUUGACUGUCACCUAAAUGGCACUGCUUCUCAGAAGAAAAGCCAAGUUUCAAAAAGUCUGCCUGAUAUAUUAGCAGAGCCUUCAGCAAGUGAAAGGCAUGAAUUUGUAAUGGCACAAUACAUAAAUGAAUUUCAGGGUGCUGAAGUUCCACAGAAACAGCAAAUAAAUAACGCCGAAACUUACUUUGAAAAUGCAAAGGUAGAAUGUGCGGUACAAGUUUGUCCUGAACUGUUACGAAAAGAUUUUGAGUCAAUGUUUCCAGAAAUGAAUGCCAACCGUUUAACGGUAUUAACUGUCACCCAGAAGACUAAAAAUGAUAUGACUGUAUGGAGUCAAGAAGUGGAGGAUGAGAGAGAGAUGCUGUUAGAAAAUUUCAUCAACGGUGCCAAGGAAAUCUGCUAUGCAAUCUCUUCUGAAGGCUAUUGGGCUGACUUCAUCGAUCCAUCCUCAGGACUGGCAUUUUUUGGACCUUACACAAACAACACUCUCUUUGAAACAGAUGAACGCUACCGCCACUUGGGAUUUUCUGUUGAUGAUCUUGGCUGCUGCAAAGUUAUUCGUCAUAACAUCUGGGGUACUCAUGUGGUUGUAGGAAGUAUUUUCACUAACGCUGAACCUGACAGCCCUAUCAUGAGAAAACUAAGUGGAAACUAGCAAUUGUCGGGGUUUCACAAGUUCUUAUGACCUCUGCAUUCUUUUACUUGAUGAUUCUCUCUAAGCAUUGUCAGGAAAUGCCACACUUUCAAGUAUUCUUAGAUAAUAAAGUAGCUGUUAUUUAUUUUAGUCUUUGUGAAUGUGUUCACCGCAUGUGACUUAGAAUAUUAAUUGAUGGCAUUCGAACAGAUACCUUCAUGUGCCACGUGAAUUUUAAGCUGUGAUUUCCUUCAUCUUGAAUGAGUUGAAACAUACAUGUGCAUAGCUAUCUGCAUAUCCUUUUUUAUUAUUAUCCUGCAAGCCACACUUCUUAACCAUUUUGUCUUUCAGUGUCUAACAAAUCUGUGGUCUUACUGUUAAAAAUCCGGAUGCCACUGAAGUUUCUAGGAAUUUUGCCACUCGACUGAAAUAAGUGGCAAAAAAAGUGGAAUAAGUAAUAACAUUGUUCUCCCAGAAUAUAGAACUUAAUAAAAACUGCAGAAGUUAAUGCUGGACUAAUUGCUCAUUUGCUGUUCUAAAAGGAGAAUAACAAGAUAAGCUUUCAGUGGUCUCUAACCACAAGUAAUACUUCUCGAAGGAAGUGUUCACUUGACUGCUACAUCCAGAGACUCGGGAAAAAGUCUUAAAUUACUCUAGAAUAAGUCAUCUCAUAAUGUUUUUUGUCUUCAUGUUGCUUGGGAUUUUAUUUUCUCAAUGUUUGCUAAAUAUAUUUAAUUAGUUUAUAUAUGUAAGUGUAAUUUAAAGUUGCUUUUGUAACUUUCUUAGGUCAUUAAAUACAUUGUGG
Messenger RNA from Egretta garzetta (little egret), 1824 nucleotides. RefSeq names its product metabolism of cobalamin associated D (gene MMADHC). The transcript has 7 exons. Gene Ontology annotation, cellular component: mitochondrion. Gene Ontology annotation, biological process: cobalamin metabolic process. NCBI's taxonomy places the organism in Eukaryota, Metazoa, Chordata, Aves, Pelecaniformes, Ardeidae. The record is from RefSeq and is a predicted model, not a curated record. Bases 333 to 1040 code for a protein of 235 amino acids.